AUGGAGAGCCGCAGGGCAAAGAGACGUGAAAUUGGCUCUCGUAGAGUGAAGGAUUUUUGCUACACGGUAGUCAAGGAGCAUCAUCGUUAUGGAUGGUUACGGCAGGAGCGACUGUUGGUGAUCACACUCACACACAUAAAUAAUUGCAAACCCCCGCAACGGAAGGGAGCACCGCCGCUGGCCACGAAAAGUUUCCCUCUGACGUCCAUCACGGCGAUUGGAAUCAAGGGAACAAAUUAUUUUUACAUACAUGUUUCCGGUGAUCACACGUAUUAUUAUUAUACACCGAAAGCCAUUGAGAUUGCCCUGAAAAUUCAAAAUUAUGUUGCGUCUGCAAAUGCUAUAGAUAUUCUGUUGGAUGCGGAAGAUGUGCGCAGAAGUAUUCUUAUGGAGAAGCUCAUUAAAGGAUCUAUUCAAUUACCCGGAACCCGUAAAGGCCAAGAAGAUAGUCCGUACCCGUGGUCCAAUCCAAGAAUGUUGGGGUUGCGUUGCGGCAUCAACAGAGCGUUGCUGAAAGGAUGGGUUAGCGGGAGCGAAGAGCUGCUGGAGUUGGCGCAUCUCUGGAAAGGAAAAGGCGAGGAAGACGUGAUGGAUCUAAAUAAAUUACGUCAUGCUCUGAACGCAAUUAAAGAUAAGUGUCUUAAAGAUUUGCUGCAGCGGCGCGCGAAGCCUCCCAAGGAGUCGUUUUGCUCGGCUGUCGCAGUGUGUGUUGAGGAUGUUCUGCAGAGAAGUGUCAUUCAGCCUAAUUUUGACAAAAUUAUUUCGUUCCUUCGAGAAGAUAGGACGCUCUUGAGGAAAGAAGUGUUGUUUAACCGGCAGCGUGAGCGUCUACGCGGCAGGUCAGCGGAGGUAUUUAAUGUGCCAAAGGAUCUGCGUUCCAUUGACUACAAACUCGUGCGGCGUCACUUUGACGUCUUGACAAAUCUACGAAGUCCCAAUGACCUCAUUGACCAGGUGGUCAAUAUUGCCGCAUGCAUCUUCCUGACAGUCUAUGUGGCAGCAAGAUAUUCUCGUAAGACUGCUGCCGCGGUGGCAAUCAACUCCGUUACGCGUGGUGCUUGCGGCAACGCCGUCAUGAACCGCCAUACUGCGGCUUUGCCACGAAGGAGCAUGCCGGCGGAGGCAAAAGCUGUUCGGCCCCUGACGCUACACGGGAACAAGAAGGUUAUUUUGAAGCGUGGGGAAAGGGAGGAGAAAAAGGAAAGUGACGUGCUGAGAAGUAUUGACUCGUGCUUUAAUUCAAUGGAAUUAUUUGCCGUAUCGCAGAAGGUCCCGGCAUCUUCCUUCUCUGAUGACCUUGUGGUGAGUGGGAAAAAUUCGUUGGAUCGUGUAUCCAUGGACUCCGCAUCCCAACUUUGUUGCCAUGGCCGCGGAGAGUCCCGAAAAAUGUCGUUCUCACUCAGUCUAAAUAAAAUUAUUGACGACAUUGAGGAGGAGGAGGAGGAGGAGGAGCUCAACGUCCCAGAACUCCAAUUGAAUGCUGCCCUCAUAGCACGACUCGAUAAAGGGGGACUCACCGCUGACGAAAUAUUUCCACUCUUUAUACAUCUGUUGUGUGAGACAGAUGUCCCCGAGCUUUGCAUAAUUGAACGUUUUAUCGACCUAAUGCGCGACCCAGAUGACACCUCGGAACGUGCGUAUUACUUCACCACGCUCGCGGCAGCCAUAAAGACGGUGUGCGAGUGGAAUUGUGAAGAUGUGCCAUCGAUGUCAAAUAAGGCUCGAAGAUAA
Molecule: messenger RNA, 1731 nt
Organism: Trypanosoma cruzi
Lineage: Eukaryota; Euglenozoa; Kinetoplastea; Trypanosomatida; Trypanosomatidae
Exons: 1
Coding region: 1-1731 (576 amino acids)
Source: RefSeq, a predicted model, not a curated record